AUGGCUAUCGAUCAUAAGAACAAAGAGGGCCACCUCGGCGAGUUGGGACAAGUCUCAACUGAGUCGCAGGUUGGAGUCAUCAUGGAUGAUCCGAACUGUGCGUACGACGCUGUGUUCGGUGAAAUCGGUGAAGGCGGUCCCAAUUAUCGCAAUGUCGGGUGGCUUGGAACUGCUGCUCUCAUGAUGAAGACCCAGAUCGGACUGGGAGUCUUGUCCAUUCCCAAAACUUUCCAUUCGCUGGGCAUUGUGCCGGGUGUGAUUGCGUUAAUCCUCAUCGCCGGUAUCACCACGUGGUCUGACUACAUUGUCGGCGUUUUCAAGCUGAACCAUCCCUCGGUUUACAGCAUUGACGACGUCGGUGGCCUGCUAUUUGGUGCCAUCGGCCGUGAGUUCUUCGCCGUGGUAUUUUGUCUCUACUGGAUCUUUGUUGCCGGAUCUGGCAUGCUCGGUGUCUCCAUUGCGCUCAACUCCGUCUCCACUCACGGAGCAUGCACUGCGAUUUUUGUUGCACUGGCAGCCUUCGUUGGCUUCUGCUUUGGUAGCAUCCAGACGCUCGGCAAAAUUACUUGGUUUGCCUGGAUUGGUCUUGUGGCCAUUCUCAGCUCAAUCUUCACUCUGACUGUUGCCGUUGGCGUCCAAGACCGACCGGCCGCUGCCCCUCAGGAAGGUGUCUGGGUAUCAGACUAUGUGAUUGUUGGAAACCCGAGCUUUUCUGAGGCUGUUUCCGCCCUGUCGACUCUCGUUUUCGCCUUCGCUGGUACCCCGGCAUUUUUCUCCAUCGUAUCCGAGAUGCGUGAGCCGCGUCACUACCCUCGUGCGCUCUUCAUCUGCCAGGGUGUCGUUACCGGUACAUAUAUCUGCAUUGGAGUCGUCGUCUACUACUUCUGUGGCUCCUACGUCGCCUCUCCCGCUUUGGGAUCCGCUGGAGUACUCAUGAAGAAGGUCUGCUACGGCCUCGCCCUGCCUGGUCUUAUUGUCACGACUACGAUCGUCAUCCACUUGCCGGCCAAGUACAUGUUCAUCCGCAUGCUCCGAGGCUCCAAGCAUCUUACCGCCAACACCGCCAAGCACUGGAUCACCUGGCUGGGCUGCACUUUUGGCGUUGCCCUUAUUGCGUACCUCAUUGCUAGUUCUAUUCCUGUUUUCGAUGGCUUGGUGUCUCUUGUCGGUGCUCUAUUCGGAACCCUUCUCUCGCUCCAGCCAAUGGGUUGUAUGUGGCUCUACGACAACUGGAGCGCUGGCAAGCUUGAGAAGAACCCGCGGUGGAUUGCUAUGGUUUGCUUCAGUGUAUUUGUGAUCGUUGCUGGUUGUUUCCUGAUGAUUGCUGGUGCUUAUGGCUCUGUUGUUGGCAUCAUGGCGACCUACAAGAAGUCGGGAGGGUCCAGCGCAUUUUCCUGCGCGGACAACUCAAACUCCGUGGCACAUUAG
Messenger RNA from Colletotrichum truncatum, 1428 nucleotides. Its product is annotated as amino acid transporter. The record is from RefSeq and is a predicted model, not a curated record. Gene Ontology annotation, molecular function: L-amino acid transmembrane transporter activity. Lineage: Eukaryota; Fungi; Ascomycota; Sordariomycetes; Glomerellales; Glomerellaceae. Gene Ontology annotation, biological process: amino acid transmembrane transport.